AGUUAAUUGUCUUUGGAAUUUGAAGUAUGAUUCUAGAAAUGAUUUGACAGACUCAUUUUUAGCAUUGUCAUUUACUAAUUCCACAAGGCUUAUGUAUAUUGGAAAAUAUGGAGAAUUGGAAUGUAUAAGUGAUAGGAGUGGACUUGAUUUAGAGUGUAGUUCAUUAUGUAUAGUAGAAUUUAUUGAUUUAGCUGGCUGGUUAAUUCAGAUUCACAGAAAUGCAGUUAAUAUGAUAAAAAUUUGCCGAAAUCUUGAUUUGAUGAAGGAGGAAUCAUCACCAUCUGAGAAUUUAGUACAAGGGAAUUUAAUCUCACGUUGGAUUCCACCCAAGAAUACAAUAAUUGAAGUUGCAAGUGUAUACCAAUCAAUCAUUAUUUGCAGUUUAUCUUCAUCUGACGGCAAAAGUAUAUUAAUUGCUCUUAAAGUAAAUUACGAUAAAAAUAAAGAAGAUUUAAAUGGUAUUUGCUAUACUCAAAUUGGAGAAUAUAUAUUGGAUAGUCAAUCAUGUUUUAUUAAUUGUAUUGCUCCUUGGUAA
This is a messenger RNA of Entrophospora sp. SA101, 535 nucleotides long. The record is from the annotation of a GenBank genome assembly. Lineage: Eukaryota; Fungi; Glomeromycota; Glomeromycetes; Entrophosporales; Entrophosporaceae.